AUGCAAAAUAUUGUUAUAGAAAAUACCAUUUUCUAUGAUCAUAAGAUCCAUGCUUACCUAUUGAUAGAGAUGUUAGCACCCUUCGAAAUCUUAACGACGUAUGUUUCACGAGACAAAUCCAUAGCGACCUCUUACGUUGCUAUUUUAAUUGAACCCAAAAAUAACAUUGGACAAUGUUCUAAAUGUGCUCAAGGAAUACAAAUAGCUGUAAACUCCAAUAAUACAGUCAGUAAAGUGGAGAAGUGCAUUACACAAUUUACGACAAAUUAUAAUAUUAUAUACUCGUCAGGCAUGUUAGACAUCACGAAAAGAACUUCAGUUGUAGAUGCAUUCAAAUCAGUCACAGGUACUCAUUUUUAUACUGCCGAUGGCUUCACAAAGGCAAUUAAACGGAUAUUAAAGGCGACCGGGCUUUUGACGGUACAUAGACUAGCUCAGCUGAUUAAUGGUUCAGAAAGUGAUACAAGUCGACAGGGUGUGCCUAGUUUCCAUACAAGUUUAAUUGGUAACAUUUAUAAUAUAGACUCACUCAGAAAUGAAAGAGAUAUAGAUACAUUUAUAGUGGGCAACCUGCCAAAGGAAUUUAGGGUAGAAGAAGAGUUACUAAGCUGUUUCUGGAAGGACAUGAGGAAUGUUCUAAAAGUGUCCGGAAGGGCGGCUGGCUGCGAUAUUAAUGACAAAUCAUUAAGUGAUGAAACAGUGAGUAAACAAAUCUUAUCUAAAUGCUCAGAGAUUGAAAAGCUUGUGCUUGAAGAUUCCAUUUGGAUUGGUGUAUAUAGAAAUUACAUCAACGAAUGUAGACGUGGGAUAAGAGGAGAUAUUUAUUUACCAUAUUCUAUCGAGUAUCUUCUAUCGCUUCAGGUUACUUCGGUUAACACCGAAAGAACCUUUUCUAAAUUAAAAUCAAUUUACGGUGACCAAAGACAUCGUCUAAAUGAUAAGACGGUAGAAGAUGAAGCAAUUGUAACAAACGUAAUCUAA
Maudiozyma saulgeensis is the source of this 981-nucleotide messenger RNA. The record is from the annotation of a GenBank genome assembly. Lineage: Eukaryota; Fungi; Ascomycota; Saccharomycetes; Saccharomycetales; Saccharomycetaceae.